UGUUUUCUCACGUCUCUCUCCUCACUCACCUCAUCUCACUUGCAUGGUGUUGUGCUUGUUCAAUUUUAACACUUCACGUUGAAUCACGACAAGAAACUACGUGCUAGGAUGUUCUCCUGCUGCGACGGUAUGGAGUACUGGGUCGAGGUCAACGAGCAGGGACCUCGACUCUGCCGCAAGCGAAAAACAAGCACCCGCUGCACCCUGCCUGCCAAUGUCCGUCCUUUGGCUCGCUCGGAGACAGUUCGCCCAGAGACAGUUCGCUCUACCGCACUUCGCUCUACCGCAGUUCACUCUACCGCAGUUCGCUAUACUGCAGCUCGCUAUACUGCAGCUCGCUCUACCGCAGGUCGCUCUGAAGCCAACCGCCGUCCUUUCGAAGAGUACAUCACCUGGGACACCCCUCAUUACCGCGCGUUCCUUGUCCCUGAAAGUGAAAUAGUGGAGCUGGGCAAAGAAGCCUGGCUGGACCGUCGUAGGAAGUACCGCGAGCUCCGCGAAUCGUGCAAGGAACUCAUGGAGAAACGAAACAAAGACUGUGUGCCGUCGCACUAUGAGAGGUCGGCAGGAUAUAGGACUGACGUGAAACAAACCCCAGUCAGACCCAAAGACAACACCCCUGGCAGACCCAAAGACACCUAUGUGAGAAGUUCGUAUCGAUCGAAUGGAAACCAGGCUGCGACUGCGUCCACCAGAAGACAGACCUGGACUAAUGAUCGAGUUACCAAUUCCUUUUGGUGAUCAUACCACAGUCGAGAUGAGCUGUACGAUAUGACAUUGCCUCAAGUUUGUAUCUUAUUUAUGUUUGCGCUUUUUCUGUUUUUUAUCGUCACCAACGGUGCCAUGUCGU
Aspergillus sclerotioniger CBS 115572 is the source of this 850-nucleotide messenger RNA. RefSeq lists its product as uncharacterized. The transcript is spliced from 3 exons. Bases 109 to 741 code for a protein of 210 amino acids. The record is from RefSeq and is a predicted model, not a curated record. Lineage: Eukaryota; Fungi; Ascomycota; Eurotiomycetes; Eurotiales; Aspergillaceae.